Messenger RNA from Medioppia subpectinata, 1011 nucleotides. Lineage: Eukaryota; Metazoa; Arthropoda; Arachnida; Sarcoptiformes; Oppiidae. The record is from the annotation of a GenBank genome assembly.
AUGAUUGUCUUGGCUUCUGAUGCCAUCAGUGGUACUCAUCACAGCAAACAUGGAGUUCACACCACAUUCACUGCAUCCCAGGUCUCGCAGAUUCCCCAACACUUGAUUUUCAAUGGGUUCGGAGGGAAUCCGUUUCCGCAAACUUUUCAAACUUUUAGCGCCGGAUCGCCAGUCGUUGCAAACGAGGCCUCAUUUCCUCAGACUAUUCCUCAACAUCUGUUGUCAGUUUGGAGAACUCCAGCAUACGUUCAAACAAUUCCCAAUCAUUUGAUCAGUUUGACACAACCGGCCCCUGCGGUCACAUUCACUCAACCGCAACCUUUGACCCAACAUUUCGUCCAGAGAGUAGAGCAGCCAUUAGUCCAACCUUUUACCCAACGAGUUGAGCAGCCAUUGGCUCAACCAAUGGUGGAACAACCACUGACACCGACCUUUGCUCAACCAUUGCCAGCAUUUCCGCGGAAUACAGUCUUUGUAUCUCCCGCUCAAAAAGGAAGGACACAAGCAGUAGUGCCGACACCAGUCGUACAACCGUUGCCUAUAGUUUCGCAACCAAUCCCUGAACCCAUUGCCGUCUCCGUUGUCUCUCACAAAGAAUCUCCGAUAACUUCGACCUCAUUUACCGGAACACAGCCUCUGACCACUAAUACACAAACUUUGACUAACACUGCCUUUCAAACGCCUACAAAACCAUUGAAUUUUGCCCCCCAUUUACCCGAAGUACAAAAAGAUAAUCAACAACUUUUUAAUCAAACUGAUGAUACAUUUAAAGCAUCGCCGACUCCCAUCAACUUUCAGCAAACUUUCCAAACAUCAGACAAUUCACAGACAUUCACAGACACCACAUCCACACGACAUGUGGAGCCAAACACUCAAACUUUCAGCCAAACAUUUACUCAACCAAUCGCUCAAACACUGUCUCAAUCGGUGUUCACCACAACUCAAGUGAAGCCCUUCACUCAAGAGGUACUGCCGACACCAAUGCACACCACUUUCAAUACUAAUCCUUAG